AACAAAAGCAAGGAACUAUUGCAUUUCUUUGAACUAAAGGUAUACAACUCUCCAUUCUAAUUUUAAAACCAUGUUUUCAGGGUGAAGGAUAGAAAUAUUCCUGGCUAGCUUAUAAAUUUCUCUCUCCAGAUGAACAAGUUUGGCAUUCCUCUCUCUCUCUCUCUCUCUCUCUCUCUCUCUCUCAAGUUUCAUAAGCCAUGGCUUCUGGAGCAGGCAAAUCUGCAGCAUUCAUGCUCUUAAUCGUCAAUCUCAUACUGUACCUCAUUAUUAUUUUAAUCUCUGGAUGGGCCGUCAAUCAUGGGAUCGAAAGAGCUCACGAAGCAGCAUCUGUGUUGUCAAUUCCAGCUCGGAUUUUCCCGAUAUACUUUCCGUUUGGUAACCUGGCCACCGGAUUCUUCGUGAUUUUUUCCCUCAUUGCCGGAGCUGUUGGAUUCAUUACCUCAUUCACUGGAAUCCACAAUGUGAUUCAAUGGAACGCACCUAACUUACAUGCAGCUGCAGCCUCUUCUCUUGUAACAUGGACCCUCACACUGCUUGCCAUGGGAUUGGCAUGCAAAGAGAUCAAUAUAGGCUGGAUAGAUUCAAACUUGCGUACUUUGGAAACCAUAAUGAUAAUUGUGAGCGGUACGCAAUUGUUCUGCAUGGGAGCGAUCCAUGCAGGGAUUGAAGAUGUGGUUGGAAGACAGAUGACUGGCAGAGGCAGAGGCAGAGUUUGAGCUUGAUAUGUAUAGAUGCAUAAUUAUAUGAUGUCUUACAUGGCCCAAACUUACACAAAAAAAAAAAAAAAAAACCUUGAUUACUUUUACUUGUUAUUCUUUUAUAUAUGCAUUUCUUGGGUGUGUUUUAAGAGGAUUGCAAAGGUCUGUUAAGGUGCAUUGACCUCAGGUGGUGUGUGAAAGUUGUGAUACUUCUGCCUUCUGCUUGAAUUUACGAAUUUCGAGUUUGAUAAAUACUUACCCGACACUUCGAUAAGAGUAUGAGAUUCAUGCUUCUAUGUAUGUUUAGUUGGACAUUUACUAAGAAAAUGUAUUAAAUCUCUGGUUUGGAUUUACCAUG
Messenger RNA from Rhododendron vialii, 1056 nucleotides. RefSeq names its product membrane protein PM19L. The record is from RefSeq and is a predicted model, not a curated record. The transcript is spliced from 4 exons. The coding region runs from base 198 to 716 and encodes 172 amino acids. Lineage: Eukaryota; Viridiplantae; Streptophyta; Magnoliopsida; Ericales; Ericaceae.